AUGAGGUCUCUCAAAUGGUUAACAAUUGAAUACGAGGACAACAAAAACAGAGACGGUGGCAAGAACGAAGAAACCAAAUCAAAGAUCCAUAUGGAUGUUAGAGAUGAUGCUACCGACUUGUUAUGCACCAAAAACAAAACCGUAAACUUCAUUUCAAUCUUUGGCCCGGCAAGAAUGGGUAAAUCGACCAUGAUGAAUAUGUUGGCGGGUGUAGAUGAUUAUAGUGACGAAAUAUUCAGGAGCUCUUGCGACAUGGAAACAGUGGCGACAGGAGUUGAUAUUUCUGAAGAAUUCAUGACACUUAGAGAAUUUUCAAAGUUAAAUGGUAACCAGGAAGUUGACAGCGAUGUUUUAAUUGGGUUCGUAGACACAGAAGGACAAGGCAACAAUGUUAAAGACAAACUUCUAGAGUGCAGAAACGAGCCGGGAGAGAAAGAACGCAACACUAUCCGCAAACUAUUAGUUGACACUUUUGAAAGCAUUAAUGUGUGGCUCUUUCCGCAGAAUGGCACUCAAAAAAACCAAGAAAAUUUGCUAUUUAAUGAUUUCAGCGAUGAUUGGAAAAAAACAUUUAAGGAUAUGCGUAAAAUAUUCUCCGAACAAUUAAGUGUUAAUGGACCAAAACAUGGUUCUGAUCAUCCGUGGACCGGUCGGGAUAUUGCUGAGUUGACUAAAAUUCUGUGCAAGACUCUUAUCGAUGAGGAAUCUUUCACAAUCUCUUCGAUCUUUGAGAGAAUGCAAAUCGCUCGAGGAAAGAAAGGAGCGGAUGCGGUUCGUGAGAAACUCCUUUAUCUGACGGACACCAAAAUUGCUGAAGAAAUCCCCACUCCACAAAACGAGCUUAAUAAAUGGUUUCAGGACCGGUUUAAUGAAUUGCUGGAAAUGUUUGAGAAUGACAUUGAGGGCUUGUCACUAUAUAGAACACGUGAACUGAAGGAGAGCCUGGAUAUCGAGUAUUACUUGUCGAAAGUAAUAAUACGCUUUCCUACGAAAGAAUGUGAACUUGAGCCCUUUUUAGACAGCAUUUUUAACUCAGUCAACGACAAUUAUCGCAAAUAUUUAGUUACGUUUGAUGAUGACAUCUUGAAAUCCGAGGGUACUGAAAAGAUAGAUAAGCUAAUUGACUCGAAAUUUCAAAAGUGGAAAGAUCACAAUAAAAAUGCCAGGAUUGUUCAAGCUAACGUGUUAAGUGAAAAUGCACGAAAUAGAUUUUAUUAUUCGCUCAUGGCAAUGUAUCCGGAAGAAGAAAUGAGAGUAUGCGAUAACGAAGAUAUUGACGCACGAGUAGAAGCCGAAAUAAAGAGUUUUUUUCAAAAGUUGAAAUCUGAAGAUUUUCCUAACCCUAUAAUAAAAGAUAUUUCUACCAUCCAUGGUUCUGAGAUCCGCAGCAUAGCAAGUAAAGUAAAGCAGCGUGGAUAUCAAAUUCAUGAGAAAAUUCGAGAAAAGCUUGCAAAAGAGGUGAAUAACUUUCAAACGCAUUUUUUUGAAGAGGCACAAAUGUUCUCUGACAGCACCAGACAAUGUGAGGUUCCGCUUUUCAGAGAGGACCUUUUUAUGUUUUAUGAAAAGCUAGUUCAAACGCUUUUAAGUAAUUUCAAUGACGCUAUCAAAGACCUUCCAAAAGAUCUUGUACAACAUCACCGAGUAGAGCUCGAGAAUUUUUGCAGAAGUCAGCGAGAACUGCUUGAAGCCGAAAAUAAAACUAAAAUUAUUAGUUUUGCUCAAAGACAGAUGCAUGAUAACUUGGAAAUAUCUGCGAAAAAACUAAAAUGUCGCCUACCAAUGAAAGAAGAUCAACUCAAUUCUGAGUGGUUUGAAAUAUUGAUACAAAGCAAGAAUAUUUACUUGGAUCAUAUUGCCUCUUAUUACAAUCAGGACAACGAAAUAUCUCAAGACGAGUUACGUGAUUUGGCACCCCCGCUUUUGGAAUCAUUAAAAAAAAAUCAAUAA
Messenger RNA from Acaulospora colombiana, 1950 nucleotides. The record is from the annotation of a GenBank genome assembly. NCBI's taxonomy places the organism in Eukaryota, Fungi, Glomeromycota, Glomeromycetes, Diversisporales, Acaulosporaceae.